Penicillium salamii is the source of this 1656-nucleotide messenger RNA. Lineage: Eukaryota; Fungi; Ascomycota; Eurotiomycetes; Eurotiales; Aspergillaceae. The record is from the annotation of a GenBank genome assembly.
AUGGCGUCAUUUCACUCUUCCAGCUCGUCUAUCCACCCCGGCGCUGGACCAGAGGACCAGAAGACCCUACCCCAGGUUGACACUCUGAUCUCGUAUCUGUUGGGAGCGAAACGAUCGCUCGCAUCUAUCAAUCAUGUCUGGCGAGCCAAUGAAAUAGUCACGGCUUCGCAUUCGGCCCUGGAGGAGAGUGUUACGGUGUGUUCCCGGACGGGCUUCCUACGCCGAGGACUCAAUAGUCAACUGCGACUGCUAUACGAUGUACGAACCGAGGUUGAGCAGAUCUCAUUCCGAGGUCGAGAUGAAUUCUCCGUAGCCUUGCGCAAUCUCGACGCUGCGGAUGCUCGGCUCAAAAAGACACUAGAUCUAUUGCGAGGGACCAUUGUUCACGUAUCGUUCAGACCCGGUGACGAGGGCGAGAAAAGCUUACACGACUUUGUUGAUGAGCGGGGAGUUGAAGAAUUACAUGCCUCACUGAAAGCCUCAAUCGACCACACUAACACAGCGCGAGCUGAGCUUGACAUCUCGAAUCGUGAAUUCGAUGACGAGCUUGCAGCAACGAGACAGUCUCUUCGUCACUUCCACACCGCCACCAAAUUGGCGUCAUCCCGUCUCUCAAUCACAUCUUCCUCAUCAUCCACGUCUGACUCUGGCCUCCUCACUUUGUCAUCAAUGCCGGGGCAGAUCCAAUCAUUGGAAGCCCACGCUCGGGAGAUGGCAGUGCUCCUUGAAGCAUUGGUUCGGCAUUUUGAUCUCUGUGUAACUGCUGUGAAGCACACGGAUGGUGGCGGCGCAGUCGCACGGUCCAUCACUGGUGAUAUGCCCACGGGUGUGGACGGCAGCAAUGACGGGAUGCCCAACAUUGGGGCAGAAAUCAACGCCCAUCUCAACGCCCCCCUCGAUCCAAUGACAGACGCCGAAUACCAAGAAAUGGUGACUGUGCUGAUCAAGGAUGCUCCGGAGGCAGAGGAUGUGGUAAUUGAGAUUCAAGACCGGAUAAACGAGAUGGAGUCUAUUUUUGAACACGUGCAAACCCAUCGCGACGUGCUGCUGUCCAUUUCCAAGGCAACCAUCGAAGUUCAUGGACAUCUCUCGGCUCUGGCCUCAAACGGCCUACCUCGUUAUAUUUCCCAAGCACACAACUUCACCCGUGUCUGGCACGAGGAAAAUGAUCGCAUUAACUCCGGUCUUGCAGAACUUUCUGACUUACAUUCAUUAUACGAUGGCUUUCUCAAUGCCUAUGAUAGCCUCAUGCUUGAGGUAGCACGCCGACGUCAUGUUCGGCAACGUGUGGAAAAGGUACUCCGAGAAACCAGGCAUAAGUUGGACUCACUUCAUGAUGAAGAUGCCGCUGCUCGUGAUGCUUUCCGUGUGGAGCAGGGGGAUUACCUUCCCUCUGACAUAUGGCCUGGGGUGGGCCUUGCGCCAAUGCAGGUUCAAUUUCUAAGGCUCGCGGGUGGACACCUAGAUGGUGCCCCUAAUGCUGAAGAUGUGCCGCAGGAUGGUGACCAUCAUCAUCCUGAAAGUGCCAAGGUCGAUGACCCCACUUGUCACAACCAGGGCGAACACAUUCCUGAUUUGCCCCGAGACCUAAUCGAACAAGCUUACGCUAGAGUCAAAGCGCGAAGCAAAACCGCUUCCCAAGCACAUGCCCCUUGA